Molecule: messenger RNA, 2653 nt
Organism: Humulus lupulus (European hop)
Lineage: Eukaryota; Viridiplantae; Streptophyta; Magnoliopsida; Rosales; Cannabaceae
Product: beta-amyrin synthase-like
Exons: 15
Coding region: 239-2356 (705 amino acids)
Biological process (GO): triterpenoid biosynthetic process
Cellular component (GO): lipid droplet
Molecular function (GO): beta-amyrin synthase activity
Source: RefSeq, a predicted model, not a curated record
UUUAGUAUUAAUUGUUAUUUUCGUUUGUUACAAUCGUACACUCUUCUCUCUUGUAUUUCUUGAGUUUGUUAUCAUAACAAACUGUAGUUAGUCUAACUCUGGUUAGUAACUUGGUUAACUAACCUGGUAGCUCUACGUGUAUAAAAUACCUCUUCCAAUACAUGACAUGCUCACUGAUGAGAACAAAUCAUUAUUCUUUCUCAAGUAAGAUUGUAUAAAAUACAUAUAGAUAUAUAAUAUGUGGAAGCUUAAGAUAGCAGAGGGAGGAAAUGAUUCUUACAUUUACAGCACAAACGAGUUCGUGGGAAGGCAAAUAUGGGAGUUCGACACAGAGGGUGGCACUGCAGAAGAGCGAGCGGAGGUUGAAGCCGCCCGCUCUAACUUCUACAACAACCGUUUUCAGCUCAAGGCUUGCAGCGACCUCCUUUGGCGGAUGCAGUUUCUAAGAGAAAGAGGUUUCAAACAAACAAUUCCUCCCGUUAAGAUUGAGGAUGAUGAGACGAUCACAUAUAAAAAGACUACACUUGCACUGAGAAGGGCUGCCCACUUCUUUUCGGCAUUACAAGCCAGUGAUGGCCAUUGGCCUGCUGAAAAUAGCGGCCCCUCGUUCUACUUAUCUCCUUUUGUCAUGUGCUUUUACAUUACUGGUCACCUUAAUACCAUAUUCACAAGUGAAUAUCGGAAAGAAAUUUUUCGUUAUUUAUAUUAUCAUCAGAAUGAGGAUGGUGGAUGGGGAUUGCAUAUUGAGGGUCAAAGUACAAUGCUUGGGACAACAUUUAAUUAUAUAUGUUUGCGUUUACUUGGGGAAGCACCUAAUGAUUGUCAAGAUAAUGCUUGUGCAAGAGCAAGACAAUGGAUUCUUGAUCAUGAUGGUGUAACAAACAUACCUUUUUGGGGAAAGACUUGGCUUUCGAUACUAGGAGUCUUUGAUUGGACCGGUUGCAACCCAAUGCCUCCAGAAUUUUGGAUUCUUCCUUCGUUUUUUCCAAUACAUCCAACUAAAAUAUGGUGCUAUGGUCGAUCGGUUUAUAUGCCUAUGUCAUAUUUAUAUGGAAAGAGGUUUGUCGGUCCCAUCACACCUCUUAUUCUUCAAUUAAGGAAGGAACUUUAUACUCAACCUUAUAAUGAAGUAAAAUGGAAGAAUGUUCGUCAUCAAUGUGCUAAGGAGGAUCUUUAUUAUCCCCAUCCUUGGAUACAAGAUUUUUUAUGGGAUAGUCUAUACAUAAGCAUGGAGCCUCUUCUAACUCGUUGGCCUUUAAAUCAAUUUAUAAGAGAAAAAGCUCUACAAAAAACAAUGAAGCAUAUUCAUUAUGAAGAUGAGAAUAGUCGAUAUAUUACUAUUGGUUGUGUAGAAAAGGUGUUAUGUAUGCUUGCAUGUUGGAUUGAAGAUCCUAAUAGUGACUAUUUCAAAAAACAUCUUGCAAGGAUCCCAGACUACAUAUGGAUUGCUGAAGAUGGAUUGAAGAUACAAAGUUUUGGUAGUCAAUUAUGGGAUGCUAGUUUUGCUGUUCAAGCUUUGAUUGCUUGUGACCUUGUUGAUGAAGUUGGACCAACUUUGGCAAGAGGUCACGACUUCAUAAAGAAAUCGCAGGUGAAAGAUAAUCCUUCAGGUGACUUCAAAAGCAUGUUUCGUCACAUUUCUAAAGGAUCAUGGACAUUUCUAUAUUUGAAAACCGAGAUUUCGGGAAAGUUUCAAAUUCAAGUGUUUAAUCCCAUGGAAUUUCUAGAAGAAAUAGUUAUUAAGGACGAGUAUGUUGAAUGCACUUCAGCUGCAAUCCAAGCUUUAGUACUAUUCAAGAAGUUAUAUCCAGGGCAUAGAGAACAUGAAAUUAAGAUGUUCAUAACAAAAGCUGCUCGAUAUCUUGAAAACAUACAAACACGUGAUGGUUCAUGGUACGGUAACUGGGGAGUUUGUUUCAUAUAUGCUACAUGGUUUGCCCUUGGAGGACUAACAGCCGCUGGUAAAACUUACACCAACAGUCCAACCAUACGCAACGGAGUAAAGUUUCUACUCAAAACACAAAAAGUUAAUGGUGGUUGGGGAGAGAGUUACCUUUCAUGUCCAAAAAAGGAAUAUGUAGCACUUCCAGAAAACAAGUCAAAUUUAGUACAAACGUCAUGGGCUAUGAUGGGCUUGAUUUAUGCUGGACAAGUAGAAAGAGAUCCAACUCCCAUUCAUCGUGCUGCAAAACUAAUUAUCAAUUCUCAAAUGGAAAAUGGUGAUUUUCCACAAGAGGAAAUAACUGGAGUUUUCAAGAUGAACUGUUUGCUAUAUUAUGCAUUAUAUAGAAACACUUUUCCCUUAUGGGCACUUGGAGAAUACCGUCGUCGAGUUCCACUGCAAUGCAAAGAUUAAGAAAAGCGAAUAAUGAUAUGUUCACCAAAAUAUUACACCAAUUGACGUGGUACUGUUUUUUAAAACAGUGGGUCCUGCCUAAACUAAAUUUAAUUGGUUAAAUGAAAUUAAUAUAUUAGUUGGUGUGAUGUACCUUGAAACCGAUAUAAAGAGUUAUGUAAAGCUCCUUUAGUAUUUAUGUUUAGUGAUCAUUUAUGCUUUUCAACUCUUUCAGACAUUCAAAGCAUAAACUUCACAAUUUCUAUUAAGAACUCUUUCAUCAACUCCCUAAUAAUAAUAUUCAUGUGUCUUUUUUAA